Strigops habroptila (Kakapo) is the source of this 1889-nucleotide messenger RNA. It is a transcript of the gene ESPNL, whose product is annotated as espin like. Bases 1 to 1821 code for a protein of 606 amino acids. The record is from RefSeq and is a predicted model, not a curated record. The transcript has 4 exons. NCBI's taxonomy places the organism in Eukaryota, Metazoa, Chordata, Aves, Psittaciformes, Psittacidae. Gene Ontology annotation, molecular function: actin filament binding. Gene Ontology annotation, cellular component: cytoplasm. Gene Ontology annotation, biological process: actin filament bundle assembly.
AUGGAUGGCAGUGGAGUGAAGGAACACAAACGUGGCCGAAUAUUAGUAACAGAUGUCCGGCAGCAGCGCGGACCCGCCCUCCUGCACUCAGCGCGGGGCUCCCGGGUGCCUCCUGUCCCCGGCGGCUGGCUCAGCCCUCCCUCCGCGGCAGGAGGAAGCCUGCGCCUAUCCCCGCGGCAGCCAGCCGGCCCGGCGGGGGAUGGAGCCCGGCAGGUCGGUGCCGGCGGAGCUGAAGCUCCGCAAGCUCUCGCAGCGGGCCAGGAUCCCGGCGCCCUUCUUCGCCCACCCGGUAGGUCGCUGGCUCCGCCCGCGGCCCCCGGCCCGUCCCCACCGAGCUGCCGCCCCCCCCACAAUCCUCCCGUGACUCUGCCCGCGCAGAAUGGGGCGGCCGAGCCGGCGGAACCCCCGGGGCCGGAUUCCGCGGAGGCAGAAGCGGACUCCCUGGUACCCACACACGACGAGCGGGGCCGCCCCAUCCACGAGUGGAAGCGGCAGGUGAUGGUGCGGCGGCUGCGGGCCCGGCUGGCGGACCAGGAGGAGGCGGCCCGGCGGGCGCCCGCUGACGGCCCGUCUCCGCAGGACGAGGGCUCCUGGCGCUUCUCGCCCUCCCGCCAGGCCAUGUUGGGCCCCUUCGGGGAGCUGCUGACCGAGGGAGACCUGCAGCAGCUGGAGCGGGCGGUUGAGAGCCUGCGGCUGCGGCGGCGGGGCGAGGCGUACCAGAGCGAGCUGCGGCGGCUGGCGCGGGAGCUGCGCGCCCUCCUGCCCGCCCCGCUGCUCAGCAUCACCGUGCGCAGCCCCCCGCCCGCUCCCGGGCAGCCGCUGCCCCUCUGGUGUGGCCGCUUGGCGGGCGCCGUGAGCAGCCUGGCCGCGAUGCUGGCACACGCCGAGGGGGCGCGGGUCGCCUCUCUCGCCGCCGCCGCCGCUCCCCCCCCCGCCGCCGCCGCCGCCGUCGGGCAGCCCCGGGAGACAGCGGGCAGCCUGGCGCAGCGAGAGAUCCGGCAGUAUGGGGUCUGCGUCCGCAGCCUCCGCGGGGCCUUCGAGCCCGCUUGUGGGGCGGCGGAGGAGAAGGCGGCCGGAGGGAAAGGUACGGAGGCCGCCAGCGACUCGGGCAUCAGCUGCGAGGAGGGGUUCUCCGACGGCGGCGGCGGCUCCCCGGGGGCGGGGCCGGAGUGGGGCAGCCUGAGGAAGGAACGGAUCGUCAUGCUCUUCCUGAGCCACUGGAAACGGUCCUCUGCCUACGGGCCGUCCCUGCCGGCCGCCGGGGACCCCCGGGAGGCAGCGGCGACUGGGGAGUGGGGGACAGCCCGCCUGGCGCGGCAGAGGGAGGCCAUCCAGCGGCUUCUGGGCGGCUGGCGGGACGCCGCCUCCCGCCGCCCCCCGCCGCCGCCGCCCCCUACCAGCGCCCUGCUCUCUCCGGAGCAGUUCGUGGUGUUGGCCGGGGGGAAGGCGGCGGACUACGACAGCCUGUCUCUGGAGCUCUUCAUGCUGGGCUAUUUCCGCAUCUUGGAGCAGGAACUGUCCCCCGAGGAGCGCCGCGGCCGCCACCUCCUCUGCUUCGAGGUGUUCGAGCAGCUGGGCCGGCAUGGCUGGCAUGCGGUGCGUGCUUUCCACCGCGCUGUCACCGACGAAAUCGCCGCCGGCCGGCGGGGCUGGCAGGACGGCUUCGAGGACAUAAAGGACAAGUAUUUCGGAUCUCCCCAGAGCUCAGCCUGGCGGCUGGGGGAGGCCGGAGGAGAAGGAGAGGAGAUCUGCCGCUACAUCGACCGCAGCUUUGCCUUCUGGAAGGAGAAGGAAGCCGAGAUCUUCAGCUUAGAGGAGUGACGCCCACCCGCUGGCGGGGAGGGCUGCGUGAAACCGCGGGCUGCAAUAAAGGCCUUUUUGUUUCUGUC